This is a messenger RNA of Funneliformis geosporum, 450 nucleotides long. NCBI's taxonomy places the organism in Eukaryota, Fungi, Glomeromycota, Glomeromycetes, Glomerales, Glomeraceae. The record is from the annotation of a GenBank genome assembly.
AUGUCAUGGGAGGAAGCAUUUACAAAGCAUGAUACAAAGGUUUUAAUAACCAGCGUAAUUAAGUACUGUUCUGGGAGGUUCGAAUCAAGACUUAAGAAACUUAAAGAUGAUACUAAAAAUAGUAAAAAUGAUCAAUAUAUUAAAUCCUUUCUAGAGUAUGCUUCAAAGUCAGUUAACAUUAAUGAUGGUAAAGCAAAUCCACUCAUCAAAUCACAAAAACUUCCAAGUUCAACAGAUAUCGCCUUCAAAAGUAAUUUCCUGUCAUAUGCUCUAAAAGAACUUGAUCGAACUAUACAAGAAGGAGUAGAUAAUAUCUCAGGAAGUUUAUUAUGGCUGGAAUCUGAUAGCGAUGAAAGUAGCAUGAAUUCUGAUCAAAUUAUGUUUGAUGAUAGUGAACAUGUAGCUAGAGUGCAAACUGCACUUCAAGGUGCUUUUGAGUUUAAUAUGUAA